AUGUAUACUUCACGCUCAUUGUUUUCAACUUUAGCAAGUUGCCUUUCGCUAGCAACGCUCGUUGCAUCGUCUCCCACCACUAACCAGAAUUUGCCAAGCUCGAAGCGCGAUGCGACGGUUGAACAGAACGUGUUCUUCGACAUCAAUGGCAAAGAAGUAGAGACCAGAAUUGCAAAACUGAAGGCCGAGGGUUACCGACCAACUUCCCUAAAUAUCCAUGGGACGCCUACCGAUGCAAAAUACGCCGGCAUCUGGAUAAAGCAAGAUGGCAAUCCCUACGAGACAAUUGUAGGUGCCAAUAAAACCACCUAUGAUGCUUGGCUCGAUCAGUGGAAAGCCAGUGGCUACGUUUCGACGCAAGUCUCUGCCACCGGGCCCGCCUCCAAUGCUGUGUUUGCAGGUGUGAUGGAGAAAAUACCCUCGAUUCGCAACUGGACUCAGAUAUGUGGCACGAGCAGCCCUUAUGCGUACUUGAAUGCGACAGGGGAUGCCCCGAUAGUGAUUACAGGUGUGAGCUUGUACGGCACUCCAACCGAACGCCAAUACUGUGUCCUCGGACACGAGGACACAGACAACCAUCAACAGACUGUGUGGUUCCCGACUACCUCUUCGCAGGAUUACAAGACGAUAGAACCCGCUGAGACUACCAAAAGAUUCUGGAGACCGGUCUUCAUCGACAGCUCGGAAGACAAGCUCCUUGCAUCUAUUUUUGAUGAUACGAGUGUUGGAAAUUGGACCGUCCGUACCGACCUCACCGCAUCGCAGUUGCAAUCAGAGAUUACCGCUCAAAAGGCGAAUAACAUGCAUCCUAUUCACAUCUCCGGUGCAGGAUCCACAGAGACACAAUACGUUGUGAUUUUUACCGAGCAAGCCACCCCGCUGGAACGCAAUUGGCGCGCUGUAGGCGAUAUCACUGGCUUCCCGGACAAUGCUGGAGUGAAGAGAGAUUUGGAUGAAAUACUUCAAAAGUUUAUGAAGCGUAACAGUGUCCGACAAGCCCAAGUCUCCGCCUCAAUCAACGGAACUGUCAUCGCUUCGCGCGCCUACACAUGGGCCGAGAGCAACCGCGCCAUUGUCGAACCAUCCGACAAGUUCCUUCUCGGAAGUGUUUCUAAAGCAUUCACAUACGCGGCAGUGGACCACCUCGUCUCCACUGGCGUGGUCAACCUUACAGAUCACAUCUACCCGCUCCUUGGCUAUACUAAGCCCGCAGACCCUCGCUCGCUAAACAUCACCAUACAACACCUGCUCGACCAUACGGGUGGAUUCGACCGUGGAAUGUCACCCGACAUUGGCUUCAUCUUCACGACCGUCGCUCAAUCGCUCAACCAAUCUACUCCCGCCACACUACGUCAACUCAUCGAGUACGUCCUUGCCAAACCGCUCGACUUCGAACCCGGCACGAGAAGUGUGUACUCAAACUACGGAACCCUGCUCCUCGGCUACCUAAUUGCCAACAAAACCGGCGAGACAUACAUGUCCUACCUUGAGAAAAACGUCCUUAAGGGUCUCGACGUGGAAAUGUACACUACACCCGGGGCAGACCACACCAACGAUCGCAUUGUCCAGGAAACAAAGUUUACCAGCAUUUCCGCUUUGACGCCACUGUCGGAAAAGAGAGUAGCCAAUGUCUAUGGCGGCGAUGGCGCAGUCAAGGAAGCGGCGGUCUCUUCGUUUGCGCUAAAGGCUUCCGCGGAUACGGUAUCGCGGUUCAUUGGCAAGCAUGCGGCGUACGGACUCGGUCCCCGACAGCUAUUUAUGUACCGUGACGGUACGGUCGCGGGUGCGCGCGCAUUGGCGUAUAGUAUGGCCAAACUGGAUUGGGCGAUAACGUUGAAUACAAGGGAGUAUCUGGAUGAAAAUGCAUGGAAUACGUUGGUGUUUACCGAUUUGUAUCAGCUUUGGGGUGCCCUCGAUUCGGCGCUUCCCUUAUAA
This is a messenger RNA of Bipolaris victoriae FI3, 1935 nucleotides long. RefSeq lists its product as hypothetical. The record is from RefSeq and is a predicted model, not a curated record. NCBI's taxonomy places the organism in Eukaryota, Fungi, Ascomycota, Dothideomycetes, Pleosporales, Pleosporaceae. The transcript has a single exon. Bases 1 to 1935 code for a protein of 644 amino acids.